CGCUGGGCAGGUUGGCUGUUCUUGAAUUAUUCGCUUCCUUUUCCAUCCCCGCCCCCGGCGCUCUAUUUAUAGUGUUUUUUAGCCCCCCCACUUCCCAAUUUCCGCUAUUGGCAUCGCUAGAAGCGACAAGUUUUGAUCUCCGAUCCUUUGCUUCUUCUCCUCUCGAUUCUUUCUAUUUUCCUUUUCUUGAUAUCAGGGUUUUAUAGGUUUGUCUCUUGGGUUCCAGUGGUUUCUAGAUCGAAUUUAGGGUCAUUUUCUUUGGUAAUCAAGAAGGGGAAUUGGUGAUGUUUACGCGGCAGAAGAAAGGGUGGUCCCUUCUGCCGAGGGCCACGGAAAGGAGCAGUGGAUCGGUCCCAUUAAACCCUAGAGAUGGCAGCGGAAUGAUUCUUAAUAUGGGGAAUGGGAAGGGGAAGGGGAUUGCGGUGGCUGAGGCACUGCCGCCACCACCCCAGGCAUCUCUUGGCGGUGAUAAAGGUGCUGUCUUGGCCAGGGAAUGCGGCGAGGAGGAGGUCUGGAGGUCGUUUAGAGAAGCAGGUUUUCUUGACGAGUCUGUGUUGCAUAGAAGGAAUUGUGAAGCGUUUGCUCAAAGAAUUUCAGAGCUCGAGAAAGAGCUUUAUGACUACCAAUAUAAUAUGGGGCUUCUCCUGAUUGAGAAGGAGGAGUGGGCUUCCAAAUAUGAAGAAAUAAGGAAAGGAUUGGCAGAAGCAGGGGAAACCCGAAAGCGUGAACGAGCAGCACAUUGGAUUGCUAGAUCUGAACUUGAAGGCCGGGAUGAGAAUAUGAGGAAAGCUUUGGUGGUUGAGAAGCAGUCUAUUGUUGAUCUUGAAAAGGCCUUUCAUGAUAAGUCGGGGGAAAAUGUGGAAGCUAAAUUCAUGUUUGAUGAGAAGUUGGCCGAAACUCAUGCUCUGGAGGCAAGUAUUGGGGAUAGAUAUUUGGAGAUUAAAGGAAAGCUACAUUCUGUAGAUCCUAGGCUAGCAGAAGAAAGUUGGAGGAGUCCAGAGAUGGAUAGAAAGUUAGAGGAUGUGGAGGUUCAUGAGCCUGAGCUUCGAAAAGAAUCCACAGCCUUUACAACUGGAAAGAGGAAACAUGAGAACGACCUCACUCAACAAAGAGAAGUGUUCCGAGCUUGGGAACAGAAGCUGCGAGCUUGGGAACAGAAGCUGCAGGAUGGUCAGAAAAAGCUUGAUGAGGAGCAGAGAUUCCUUGAUGAGGGAGAGAAUGAGGCAAAUCGGAGAGAUAUUGUUCUCCAAAAGGAAGAAGAGCUUGAAGAGGCUAGAAAAGAAACAGAAGUUGCUAAUAAUUCAUUAAAAAAUAAAGAGAAGGAUAUCAGCACAAGACUGGAAGCUUUAGAUGCUAAAGGGAAGGUAGAGAUCCAGAAACUUUUAGACGAUCACAAAAUGAUUCUGGAAUCCACGAAACGUGAGUUUGAGUUGGAGAUGGAGAAGAAAAGGAACAUCUUUGAUCAAGAGGUGAAAGACAGAUUGGAUGCAGUGGAGCAGAAGUCCAUUGAAAUCAAUGUCAGAGAGGUUCAAAUUUUUAAUAAAGAGCAGGAUUUGGAGAUUGAAUUGCAGAAAUUGAAGAACAAAGAUAAAAGGUUUAACGAGAUAUUGGAUGCUUUAAAGGAGAGGGAGGACUCCAUAAGAAAAGAUGAGAAUAAGUUGAAGGAUGAAAAAGAGAACCUAGCUAGAGAUACCCAGAAGCUGGUGUCUUCUCAAACUGAACUUGAGAAUUCAAGAGCUGCAAUGGAAGCUGAAAGGCUGCAAACUAUCAAGGAGAGGGAAAAUCUUGAAGUAGCUAGGGAGGAGAGGGUGUACCAUCUUCUACUGCAAUCAAAAUUAGAGCAGGAGGUUGAUGAUUACAGGAUCAUGAAAGAAGCACACAGAAAAGAAACUGAAGAGCUGAGAAAGGAAAGGGACAGACUUGAGAAAGAGUCAGAAGUGCUGGAUAAUAGAAAAUUAGCAUUGGAAACAGAGCUAAAACAGCUCAAUGUUGAGAAAGAAAGGUUUGAAAAAUGGCGAUGUGUUGAAGAGGGGAAGUUGAAAAAAGAGAGGCUGAAAUUAACCAUUCUUAUCCAGAGGGAGUUGGAAGAGGUCGGAGCGGUAAAGGAGACUCUUGGAAACUCAUUAAUACACCAAUUGGAUCCUGUUGAAUUGUUCAAGAAGAAACAUGCUGAUAUCAAGGAUGCAGAUGAAUUGAAAAUUCAGAAGUUGAAGCCAGAUCAAGAUUGGCUGGAAGGGGAUAAAGAACUACAUGUUUGUAGAAAUAAAUGGGAAGCUGAGCAGCUAGAUAUUCAGAAGGACAUCACUACCCUCCAGUUUAUCAGGAAGAGCCUGAAGAAUCAACAAGAAGCUUUGAUAAAGGAAAAGGAGCGCAUUUUUGCCCUGGCUGAGCAGUUCAAGUGUUGUAAAAACUGUGGGUUCAAAAUUGGUGAUGCAGAUGUUCAUGGUAUCCAAAUUCCAAGAGGAACUGAGGGUUCGGAGAACAUUCUUCUGCCAAGCCUUGCCAAUAACUAUUUGAAGGAGCCUAUGGAGGGUGAGCAUACAGAUGCAUCUCCUCAGGGUACAAGCCCUCAACAUGUUACUUUAGGUGGCUGUGAGUCCUUUCUGCAAAAAUGUUCGAGCUUAUUCUCUCAUGGAAAAGUGGCAAAUCAGUCUUCUGAUGGUCAUAUAAAGAAGUCCUCUUUAUUUAAUGCUCAUCUUGAUGCAGAGGCUUCAGAGGAGGAAGCAAAGUUCCAACAUGCACCAUCCUUCAGUGUUGUGAACACUUCUGUUGAUAUGUGUAGGGCUCAAUCUGUUGGUGAAGUUUGGUAUAAUGGAGAAUCAAAGGGACUAGAUAAAGCCAAUGAUGAGGCAAAACCUUCAUUUGGAGUGGCAGACAUUUCCACUGAAAUGAUGAAAUUUCAGUCAGGCAAUAAUGCAACGGAGAUGGAAGAUGAGCCAAAUUUUCCCUCAAUUCAUGAAAAGAGUGGCAGGGAGGGAUCUUUUCUGCUUCCUGAGACUAAUUCCCAGGUUCAGGCAUCGAAACAGAGACAGCACCAAUCCAGCUCAAGUGCUAGGUGUAAAAUUAUCAAAAGAACGCUUUCUGUUAAGGCAGUUGUUGAAGAUGCCAGAGCUAUCACUGGGGUGAAUUCCGAAGAGAAACACGAUGAACAGUCAAAUGGGGAAGACAGACAUUCUCAGUGUGUUCAUGAAGAAAGCCUAGAUGAUUCUGUUCAUGAUGAUCAGUCGCCAUCAAAUGCAGAGCAGAACACCCAUUUUUCCGAUGCUUCUGGAUUGACAAAUAGCGAGCUGGAUGCAGGGGACGGCGAAGUGCAUUCUGAGAGUGUAUCACGUCGAGGGCGUCGGAAAAGACGACAAACAACAUCUCCUGGAACAGUAACCCCAGGAUUGAAGCGCUAUAACCUCAGACACUCCACAAUUGUGGCCACAAUGACAACAGCCCAAGGAUUAUCCAAUCAGAAAAAUGGACAGAAGAAAGGAAGCCCAUGGCAACCAUAUUAGAAACAAGAUGCUGAAGGGUGGUAGUGAUGAUGAUGGAGUUCAGGACAUGAAGUUAAUGGCACAUUUUUGUCCGCAUUUGUUAGUGUCAAUGAGAGAAUUAUUUACGUCUUAAGAACACCAAGGUGGGAAAUGACUUUGAAAGUAGUGAUUUCUCAUCCCAAAAUCUUGCCCAGAUAGACAUUUUCACUGUUCUGGUGUGAUGAUUUUCAUUUCUUAGUAAGCGCAUGGCAUCUGAGGAGUGCUUUCCAUUUGUAGCUCCAAUCACCAUUUUCGGAGGUACUUUGGUGCCAUGUCAUGAUAUCCAGCAAUAUUGCUUAAGGAGAUGGGAAGCAGUUGGUAUGGGAUUAUAUCAUUUUAGCUGGAGCUUGUAUCCUCCAUCCAUGUAUAGGAUAAUAAUUUCCUCAAAAAGUAAAUUGCAGCAUUUGGGUUUGCAAGAGGCUUCAACCAUUUCUUCUUAAGCUAAAUCUAUGAAUAUUCAAGCUGUAUUUCCACCCACAGAGGAUGUUAUGCAGAUAUGCUGGGUGCAAUCCUGAGAUUGAUGGGAUGCCACAAAUCAUUCUUUUUCAAAAAGAUAUGUGGACCAUAUAUCAUUUUGUACAAGAGUCCAACUUCAAGUACCAGGACAUUGCUUUUUAUUGUUAUUAUUAUUAUUAUUA
Phoenix dactylifera (date palm) is the source of this 4156-nucleotide messenger RNA. Its product is annotated as nuclear matrix constituent protein 1-like. Gene Ontology annotation, cellular component: nucleus. The record is from RefSeq and is a predicted model, not a curated record. NCBI's taxonomy places the organism in Eukaryota, Viridiplantae, Streptophyta, Magnoliopsida, Arecales, Arecaceae. Gene Ontology annotation, biological process: nucleus organization.